CAUUGCGGUGGCUGCGGGUUAGGUAGGGUGUGAGAAGUUAGUGGCGCUGCUGCUGUGAGGGGACGGAGACGGCGUUUCCCCCUCCCCUCCUCCCACGGGCUUAAGCUUGGAUCGGCGCGCGAUGCUCACGGACGGCACGGCCGCCCCGACCCCCGCCGGCGAUGAGGAGAUAGACUCGGUGACGCCCCGCGCUGCCCCGGCCGCCAUCGUCGAGGCCUCCACGGCUGGGCCUAACCCGCUGGGCUUGCGGGCCGUGCGCCUCUUCGGCGAGGCCGGGCCCUGUGGGCCGGCAGGGCCGGCAACAACUUCGGGGGAGGCCGGGGCCGCCGCCGCCGCCGCUCUCGACUUUAAACUGGCGGCCGCUGUGCUGAGAAGCGGGGGCGGCGGAGGGUCCGGCAGCGACGAGGACGAGGUGUCUGAGGUUGAGUCGUUUAUUUUGGACCAAGAAGAUCUGGAUAACCCGGUGCUUAAAACAACAUCAGAGAUAUUUUUAUCAAGUGCUGCAGAAGGAGCAGACCUACGAACAGUAGAUCCAGAAACGCAAGCAAGACUAGAAGCCUUGCUGGAAGCAGCAGGGAUUGGUAAAUUGUCCACUGCCGAUGGUAAAGCCUUCGCAGAUCCCGAGGUGCUCCGAAGAUUGACUUCUUCUGUCAGUUGUGCAUUGGAUGAAGCUGCUGCUGCAUUGACACGGAUGAGAGCAGAGAACAAUCACAAUGCAGGACAAGUGGACAAUCGCAGUUUGGCAGAAGCAUGCUCGGAUGGGGAUGUAAAUGCUGUCCGGAAGCUGUUGGAUGAAGGAAGAAGUGUAAAUGAACAUACAGAAGAAGGGGAGAGUCUCCUUUGCUUGGCAUGUUCAGCUGGGUAUUAUGAGUUGGCACAAGUACUGCUUGCAAUGCAUGCAAACGUUGAAGAUAGAGGAAAUAAAGGAGAUAUAACCCCACUCAUGGCAGCAGCCAGUGGUGGCUAUGUGGACAUUGUGAAACUGCUGCUUAUUCAUUGUGCUGAUGUCAAUGCCCAGUCUUCAACAGGAAACACAGCACUCACAUAUGCCUGCGCUGGGGGAUUUGUUGAUAUUGUCAAAGUGUUGUUGAAAGCAGGUGCGAAUAUUGAAGAUCAUAAUGAAAAUGGACAUACCCCCUUAAUGGAAGCAGCCAGUGCAGGUCAUGUUGAGGUUGCAAGAGUACUUCUGGAAUAUGGUGCAGGAAUAAACACUCAUUCCAAUGAAUUCAAAGAAAGUGCUCUUACACUUGCUUGUUAUAAAGGUCACUUAGAUAUGGUUCGUUUCCUACUUGAAGCUGGAGCUGACCAAGAGCACAAAACAGAUGAGAUGCACACAGCUUUAAUGGAGGCUUGCAUGGAUGGGCAUGUGGAAGUAGCUCGUCUGUUACUGGAUAGUGGUGCUCAAGUGAACAUGCCUGCUGAUUCCUUUGAAUCUCCACUGACACUUGCUGCUUGUGGUGGCCAUGUGGAACUAGCAGCCCUGUUAAUAGAGAGGGGAGCAAAUCUUGAGGAAGUUAAUGAUGAAGGUUAUACUCCAUUAAUGGAAGCUGCUCGGGAAGGCCAUGAGGAGAUGGUGGCUCUAUUACUAGCUCAAGGUGCUAAUAUAAACGCACAGACAGAAGAGACACAGGAGACAGCUCUAACUUUAGCAUGCUGUGGAGGGUUUUCAGAAGUAGCUGACUUCCUCAUUAAGGCAGGAGCUGACAUAGAACUUGGCUGUUCUACACCUUUGAUGGAAGCGGCACAGGAGGGCCACUUAGAGCUGGUGAAGUAUUUACUAGCAGCAGGCGCUAAUGUUCAUGCAACAACUGCAACAGGAGACACUGCCUUGACCUAUGCCUGUGAAAAUGGACACACUGAUGUUGCAGAUGUUCUGCUUCAAGCUGGUGCAGAUUUAGAGCAUGAAUCUGAAGGUGGAAGAACACCACUGAUGAAGGCUGCAAGAGCGGGUCAUCUAUGCACUGUACAAUUUCUUAUUAGCAAAGGUGCCAAUGUUAACCGAGCUACAGCUAAUAAUGACCACACAGUGGUGUCACUGGCAUGUGCUGGGGGCCAUCUUGCUGUUGUUGAGCUGCUCCUAGCUCAUGGUGCAGACCCUACUCAUCGUCUUAAGGAUGGCUCGACCAUGCUCAUUGAAGCUGCAAAGGGUGGUCACACAAAUGUUGUUUCCUAUUUAUUGGAUUACCCGAACAAUGUUCUAUCAGUUCCAACUACAGAUAUGUCUCAGCUCACACCGCCAUCUCAGGAUCAGUCUCAGGUUCCACGUGUACCAAUGCAUGCACUUGCCAUGGUUGUACCUCCCCAGGAACCUGACAGAGCUCCUCAAGAGAAUCCCCCUGCACUUUUGAGUCUCCCAAAAGGUACAUCCAAGCAGAAGUCAACUUCCCUUCAGGUAGCAGAUCAGGAGCUACUGUCACCUUUUCACCCAUACCAGCCUUUGGAAUGUAUAGUGGAAGAAACUGAAGGCAAGCUGAAUGAACUUGGACAGAGAAUUAGCGCUAUUGAAAAAGCACAGCUUAAAUCAUUGGAGUUAAUUCAAGGCGAACCUUUGAAUAAAGAUAAGAUUGAAGAGCUCAAAAAGAACAGAGAAGAGCAAGUGCAGAAGAAGAAGAAAAUACUGAAGGAGCUGCAAAAGGUGGAAAGGCAAUUACAGAUGAAAACACAACAGCAAUUUACCAAAGAAUAUUUGGAGACCAAAGGUCAGACAGAGUCACCCCUUACCCAUCAGCAGCAGUGCCCACACACAGGUGUCCUCCCAGAAGUGGAAGGAAAUGAGGGUCUGCCUGGGGAUAGCUUUUCAGAGUUAUGGCAAGUUGACAGAAUCCUGGCAGGUAAAGAUGAGCAGCAGCACUCUCCACCAUCUACUAAGCAAACCGGGUUUGUCCCUCUCCAACCGUUGUCAACGCCACAGUGUAAUUUUUCAAGUAACGUAGGCUGUAAUGGGACAGAUUCUUUUGAACUUCAGAAAGUAUUAGGUAAUCAGCAAAAUGUAGGACAACAGCAGCCAAUUGCAGGACAUGGUCAGGGGCUGUUAGUUCAAGAACCAGACGGAUUAAUGGUUGCCACUCCAGCACAGACGCUUACCGACACUCUUGAUGACCUGCUAGCAGCUGUUAAUAGCAGAGUGCCCACUGGCUCCAAUUCUUCACAUGCUACAGAAUCGCCUACACCUGAACCUUGUUCACAAACACUCAGUGUCACUUCUCAGUCUGUGCUCCCCACGUAUCCUUCAGUUGACAUUGAUGCCCACACGGAGAGUAACCACGAUACUGCGCUGACUCUUGCAUGUGCUGGUGGUCACGAAGAGCUCGUCUCUGUAUUGAUAGCACGUGGUGCCAGUAUAGAACACAGAGACAAGAAGGGAUUUACACCGCUAAUUUUAGCUGCAACUGCUGGACAUGUUGGUGUGGUAGAGAUCCUUCUAGACAAGGGUGGAGAUAUAGAAGCACAAUCUGAACGUACUAAGGACACUCCACUUUCAUUAGCAUGCUCUGGUGGACGCCAAGAGGUUGUUGACUUACUGCUGGCACGAGGAGCAAAUAAAGAACACAGGAAUGUGUCUGAUUAUACACCUCUUAGUCUUGCCGCAUCUGGGGGAUAUGUUAAUAUUAUUAAGAUCCUGCUUAAUGCUGGAGCGGAAAUUAAUUCAAGGACUGGGAGUAAGCUAGGCAUUUCUCCUCUGAUGUUGGCGGCUAUGAAUGGCCAUGUUCCUGCAGUGAAGCUGUUGCUUGAUAUGGGCUCUGAUAUAAACGCUCAGAUUGAGACCAAUCGGAAUACAGCGCUCACUUUGGCCUGUUUCCAGGGCAGAGCAGAGGUGGUCAGCCUGCUUUUGGACAGAAAAGCCAAUGUUGAACAUAGGGCAAAGACUGGGCUCACCCCUCUGAUGGAAGCUGCUUCUGGAGGUUAUGCUGAAGUUGGAAGAGUUCUUCUUGAUAAAGGAGCAGAUGUCAAUGCUCCUCCUGUGCCUUCUUCAAGAGAUACUGCUUUAACAAUUGCAGCAGAUAAAGGCCACUACAAGUUUUGUGAGCUCCUGAUUAAUCGGGGGGCACAUAUUGACGUUCGCAACAAGAAAGGGAACACACCGCUCUGGCUUGCAGCUAAUGGUGGCCACCUUGAUGUAGUUCAGCUGCUUGUGCAGGCAGGAGCUGAUGUGGAUGGUGCAGAUAAUAGAAAAAUUACCCCCCUUAUGUCUGCAUUUCGUAAAGGUCACGUAAGAGUGGUACAGUUUUUGGUAAAAGAAGUUAACCAGUUUCCUUCAGACAUUGAAUGCAUGAGGUACAUAGCAACAAUAACUGACAAGGAUUUGCUGAAGAAAUGUCACCAGUGUGUUGAAACAAUUGUGAAGGCAAAGGACCAGCAAGCAGCUGAAGCAAAUAAGAAUGCAAGCAUCCUGCUGAAAGAGCUAGAUUUGGAAAAGUCCAGAGAAGAGAGUAGAAAGCAGGCUCUUGCAGCGAAGAGAGAGAAGAGGAAGGAGAAGAGGAAGAAGAAGAAAGAAGAGCAAAAACGAAAACAGGAAGAAGAUGAGGAGCACAAACCUAAGGAAACACUAGAGCUGCAAGAAGAUGAAGAUGAAGAUGAGAAUGAUGAUGAUGUUGAUCAAGAAGUUCCUUUAGAGCCUCCAAGUGCAACCACUACAACUACUAUUGGAAUAUCUGCAACAUCAACUACUUUCACAAAUGCUUUUGGAAAGAAGAGGGCCAAUGUGGUAACAACUCCCAGCACAAAUAGAAAGAAUAAGAAGAAUAAAACAAAAGACACUCCUCAAAAUGUGCAGAUAAUUUUGCCAGACCAGCAUAUAACUCUAGCACAGCAAAAAGCAGAUAAAAAUAAAAUCAACGGAGAGCCAAGAGGUGGUAGUGCCGGUGGGAAUAGUGAUUCUGACAACUUAGACAGCACAGAUUGCAAUAGUGAGAGCAGCAGUGGUGGUAAAAGCCAGGAACUGAACUUCACUAUGGACACGCACUCUUCAGGCGAGAGACGAUAUGCCUCAGUACUGCUCCCUUCUCAGGAAGACAAGACUAACACCUCAGUUUCCAAAGUGCAAACCAGACUUGAAGGUGAAGCUAAUCCAAACUCCUUAACAACAAGUUAUAAAUCUGUGUCCCUGCCUCUGACGUCUCCAAACAUAAAGUUGAAUCUGACUAGUCCAAAAAGAGGGCAAAAAAGAGAAGAAGGCUGGAAAGAAGUAGUGAGAAGGCAAGUAGGCAGAGUUUUAAAGGACCCUUCCCCCAGCAACACUCUGCAGUCAGCGCCAAUUGAACAGUUUCAGCUGCAGAGAGGCGGACGCUGCUGUUCAGGAGCAAAAAGGUCAAAAAAGCUCUCUGUCCCAGCGUCCGUUGUUUCUCGAAUAAUGGGAAGAGGUGGGUGCAACAUCACAGCAAUCCAGGAUGUCACUGGUGCUCAUAUUGAUGUGGACAAACAAAAAGAUAAAAACGGAGAGAGAAUGAUCACAAUAAGGGGUGGAACAGAAUCAACAAGAUAUGCAGUACAACUUAUUAAUGCCCUUAUUCAAGAUCCUGCCAAGGAACUGGAAGAUUUAAUUCCCAAAACUCAUAUAAGAACACCUGCUUCCAGCACCAAGUCAGUCCAUACAAAUUUUUCAUCUGGCGUCAGUACUGCUUCAGCUUCAAACAAAAACUCAUUUCCCCUUGGAGCUCCAUCUCUUGUCACCUCUCAGUCAUCAACGCUGUCUACCUUCCAGUCUGCUAACAAAUUAAGCAAGAAUGUCCCUGCAAACGUGCGCUCUUCUUUCCCAGUCUCUCUUCCCUUAGCUUAUUCCCACCCUCACUUUGCCAUAUUGGCUGCCCAAACUAUGCAACAAAUUCGUCACCCUCGCUUACCGAUGGCCCAAUUUGGAGGAACAUUUUCAACCUCUCCAAACACUUGGGGACCAUUCCCAGUGAGGCCAGUUAACCCAGGCAGCACAAAUAGCUCUCCAAAGCAUAACAGUUCAAGUCGCGUAGUUAACCAGAAUGGCAAUAUUUUGCAGCCUGAAUCCACGGGUUUAGCUCCCACUUGUCCUGGCACUGUCUCUUCAGUAGUUGCCUCCUCCCAGCCACUCUGUGUUACAAGUAACCGGACUCCAUCAUCGGUCAGAAAACAGUUGUUUGCUUGCGUUCCUAAAACAAGUACCAUGACGACAGCGAUCUCAACUGUGACAACAACAUGUAGCACACUGCCUUCAGCUUCUCCUGCACCUGAAAACACGGGGCAUGCUCCCACUACAUUUCUACCCGCUAGUGUUCCACAGGCACAGCAGUCUGCACUUAAAACAGAUGCUGUUUCUUCUGCCCCAGUACCCAAAGAAAAGGCAUCGACACCAGAACAAUCUGUUGGAAACGCAUGUGUGCCAUCAUCGGUUGCUGCUAGCAGCAAUAUCUCAUCUGGCAGCACUUCGGGAGUCAUAGAAACGUGCCCAUCUAGCAGCCCUGCACCUCCAAACAAUGCGCAAGAUGAAACACUGCCGACCAACAUGUCUGACUUAAGUCCUCCCAUAUCUAUGUCUUUUUCUUCCAGUUCAGAACCUGCUCCAUUAAGCUUAGCUUCACCCAGAUCGGUUGCUACGGAUAAUCAGGACAGUGGUACCUUACCUCAGUUAGCUGUACCAGCACCCCGUGUUUCUCACAGAAUGCAACCCAGAAAUUCAUUUUAUUCAAUGGUACCAAAUGCAAACAUACACCAGGAACCUCAGUCCAUUUUCGUUACAAAUGCAGUACCUUUGACACCUUCGCAAGGGCCACCACCCACAGUUCAGCUGUCAUCGCCCAUGAACGUUAUGAACGGUUCUCAGAUGCAUAUUAACCCAGCAAACAAAUCCUUGCCUCCUACAUUUGGCCCAGCAACGCUCUUCAAUCACUUUAGUAGUCUUUUUGAUAGCAACCAGGUGCCAGCUAACCAGGGAUGGGGAGACUGCCCGCUGUCCACACGAGGAGCAGCAGACCAACCUUACGCUGUCCAGUCUACGUAUUUGGGUAACUCUGUGAUGGGGCACAUGGAAAAUGUGCAUCCUGAUAACUCCAAGGCUCCAGGGUUCCGGCCUCCUUCCCAGAGAGUUUCAACUAGUCCUGUAGAUCCAUCCAGCAGCUCCUCAAACUCCUCUUCAGCGCCUAUGGCUGGUUUUUCAGCAAACAUUCAAGGAGCACGGGUUUAUCUUCAAGGGCCAGCACCUGUUGGGACCCCCAGCUUUAACAGACAGCAUUUUUCACCACACCCUUGGACAAGUGCUACAAAUUCAUGUAGGAGUUUUGGGGGUCUGUCUAAUUCAACUCUUCAGUCUGUUGGUGAAUCUCCUAUUCCAUCAGUUUCCUCGGGAUCAUCCUCGCCCCUAUCAGCUGCUUCUGCACCUUCUUCUCUGGGUCAGCCAAAAUCAGGGAGCACAGCACAAGAUCGAAAGGUGCCACCGCCUAUUGGAACAGAACGACUUGCUAGGAUUCGGCAAGGAGGUUCUGUCACACCUACCCCCUUGGGAACCAACUUUGCAGCUCCUGUUGGACACAGCGGUAUCUGGUCAUUUGGUGUUAACAAUGUUUCAGAAGGCAUGUCAGGUUGGUCUCAGCCUGUCAUGGGAAAUCAUCCAGUUCAUCAGCAGCUGUCAGACCCAGGCACCUUUUCCCAACAUCAGCCGAUGGAGAGAGAUGACUCUGGAAUAGUGGCGCCCUCAAAUAUUUUCCAGCAGCCUAUGCCGAACAGCUUUGUGGAUUUCUCUAAAGGCCUUCCAAUCUCCAUGUAUGGCGGCACUAUUAUACCGUCUCAUCCUCAGCUAGCUGAUGGACCAGGUGGGCCUCUCUUCAAUGGACUGCAUACUCCAGAUCCAGCAUGGAAUCCCAUGAUAAAGGUUGUCCAAAAUUCAACAGAAUGUACCGAUGCUCAGCAGAUUUGGCCUGGCACCUGGGCACCUCACAUUGGAAACAUGCACCUCAAAUACGUCAACUGAUUUAGGAGGGCCUACCUUUUCCUUUCCUUUUCUUUUUUUUAAGCCUUGUUUGGAGAAACAUAUGACCUUGGAAGAACUUGGGAAUUUUUUAAAUGUGCCUAACUAAGCAAUUUUUCUGCGGGCUAUAACAAGAGAAACUUGUUUGCCCAUUGUGUAAGAACAAAAUGAGUUACCUAUUCAACUGAUUCUGUUCUCCAGUUAGUUUAGCCAUUUUGAACUCAAAAUCGGAUGAACUUAGUGCUUUUGGCUAAACACUACUGAAUGCUACUUGUAUGCAGCAGAGAACUAGAUGAGUACAUGAUUUCAACCUUUUAGGGUGAUAAAUACAUGUAUAAUUGUUUACAUACUUAAAAGGAAAAACGUUGAGUAAAUUUCAUGUCGUAUAGUGGCUCUACUUUAUGUAGCCUGUAUUAAUGUGAAAUAUUUACCUGAAUAUUCAAUAAAAAGAUGAACAUUAUAA
This is a messenger RNA of Zootoca vivipara (common lizard), 8393 nucleotides long. RefSeq names its product ankyrin repeat and KH domain containing 1 (gene ANKHD1). NCBI's taxonomy places the organism in Eukaryota, Metazoa, Chordata, Lepidosauria, Squamata, Lacertidae. Gene Ontology annotation, molecular function: protein binding; RNA binding. Gene Ontology annotation, cellular component: cytoplasm. The record is from RefSeq and is a predicted model, not a curated record. Gene Ontology annotation, biological process: innate immune response.